Molecule: messenger RNA, 11288 nt
Organism: Bombus terrestris (buff-tailed bumblebee)
Lineage: Eukaryota; Metazoa; Arthropoda; Insecta; Hymenoptera; Apidae
Gene: Hmx
Product: homeobox protein Hmx
Exons: 3
Coding region: 1562-3340 (592 amino acids)
Biological process (GO): regulation of transcription by RNA polymerase II
Cellular component (GO): nucleus
Molecular function (GO): DNA-binding transcription factor activity, RNA polymerase II-specific; RNA polymerase II transcription regulatory region sequence-specific DNA binding
Source: RefSeq, a predicted model, not a curated record
CCAUCCUCUCUGCUCCCCUCCAACGCGUUCGCCACCCUUCUAUCUUCGUUCGUGUUUCAUCCCUCUCGUUUCAACCAUCCCUUCGGCCCGUUCGUCUGUCCUUCGGUAGUCGUCUAUCUAUCCGACGCGCAACACUACCACCCCGUGAGUCUCGGAGCGUGACUCCACGUUCUAUCCUUCUUUACCCUCCUCCGUCUCCAUCUUCUCCUCCUCUUUCUCUUUCUCCACCCUGCCUAUGCUUCUUCUCUUUCUCUCUCUCACUCUCUCUCUCCCUCUCUCCUUCUUCGCCACUGUUUCUCGCUCGCACUCUCCGUCUCCGCUUCGCUUUCCCUACGUCGCUCCGCGCGCUCCGGCUGCGUGCGCGAAUGUUCGAGUAAGGCCCUCGUUCGUGUGACCUGUGGUUUCUCCGGCGUUUUCCUACCCUUAGUGCGAGCACAGUGCCCAUCCGCAGUCCAUCAUUCGCCACGAUACGCAUUCGCGAUUCUCGGCUACUUUCACCUCGUUGCUCGUGCUCGCGGCCGACGAUUUCCGCGAGUGGAUGUCACCGUGUUGUUCCUACCGAUUCUUCCAAACGUUCACCCUGUUGUGCGAUUCACCGUGCAUCUUCGUGCAAGAGUACUUGACCAUGGUUCGUAAAUCGUGUAACGAUGAUCCGAUCCGAUCCAGUGGUAAAUAUUAAAAGAAACAAAGGGAUGCGAUCCAUCGAUCUUGCGUGGGAAAAAAAAAGCGGAACACCGGCGAACGAGUGAUUAACGAUCAGUGGAAGAGAAAGUGACUCGAGGAAGUGACUCCGUGUUGCUCUUCGCGGUUUUACACGUACGGCAACGUCUCGCGAAUAAACUAGCGGGUCGAAGAGGGGAAGAGAAGAUCAGUUUGGGGUGAAGAAGAGAGGAGAAACGGCUACGUGUCAGGUUGGUAGGCGGUGGUGGGAGGAGGUGCUACCACAAGCGCACAAUUACACACACACACACACACAUACUCACACAAAUACAUUCGCCUGUAUAUACGCACAGUAUAACGCACACUGUGACGCGCGAAUAAAGUCGGAAGGUGGUGGUGGUGGUGGACAGAGGUGGUUGAAGGACGAGAGGGGCGAAAGAGGGUGGCUCUGGAAAGGGUGGGCCUUCCAAGUGUCUUGUCUCCUAUCAUCCUGUCGUCCAGGGUAUCGCUUACGAAUGUCGCGCGAUCGAGCGAUCCGUCUCCGAUCCAGCACGACCAGGGACGUUCUGCCAUCGAAGGCGUUGCGACGAACCCACUAGUCUACACCGUACAGUUUACCAUUAUCAUCGUGUUACGCUCUCCGCUUGAUAUGCGACGCGAGCCGCGAUUCGAACCACUCCGCGUGUCGGAUAGACCGUGUUCUGCCGUCGGACCGUCGGCGGAGGAGCAUCCUGUGCUCUUCUGACGGGACGAACGCGUACAACGAGCCGUGUUCAGUGGAACGGAUGACUGUUUGCUCGAAUCGUGUGCCAUUCCAGGGGAAACAGAACUCGAGACUGACGCGUUCCGUUCGGGGAACCGUGAACGUCGCUGGAACGGACUCUUUGGACGCGAGUCAACGAUGUCUGGUGAAACGGAGAUCGAGGUAUCCGUAGUGUCCGAAGAGGAUUUGGAACUGGAAGGUUCGAGGAGCAGCUCGACACCGGCGGAGUUGCUUCUACAAGAGAAAAACGGAAAGUCUAGUUGUGGGUUGAACAAUCACCAUUCCUUCAGCUUCGACGUAGGCAAACCGGCACUCAGGCCCGCGUGUAACCCUCAGUACACGUCCUUCAGCAUCUCUAGCAUCCUUGGAAGACCCGAGUCACCUCCUAUAGACUCUACAUCGACGGUGUCCGCUGAAAGGCAAUCGUCGGAUGUUGACAGAGGCUCGCCAUUGCCAACAACGAACGCUCAGAAUUCCCAGAGAAUCGGAUCCUCCUGCGACAGCCCUGCAAGGGGUUUGUCCUCGCCUACGUCCUUGAGAUUUUCCAACAAUCAAAGGGGCGUCUCGUCGGUCGGUCACACGACAGACAACAGAAACAAUGCUACUAACAUGGGGAUCGUAUGUGCUACCAGUGCUACCAGCCCGGCGUCCACUUUCUCUCCGCCCAGCGACGCCUCUACGAACCCUCUGCUCGGUCACCAAGCGUCGGCCGACUUGGCGAUGCUGUCGAGAUUGGGCCUAAUGUCGUCGUUGAUAGCGGGCCGAUAUCCGGUCGGAAUUGGCGUCGGCGGUGUGUUCUUUCCGUCGACGUUGCAACACCUUCACCAACAACAGCAACACCAACAUCACUCGCGGCUGGCAGCCGCUUCGUCGGCCUUGAGCAACGCCGUUCAGGUCACCGGCCAAUCGGAUAUCGUCGAUGCCGACGGCAUCCGCGGCGUUCUACCCGGUGGCGCCGGUUGGCCGUUUCCAUGGAGGCCGACGCACGGCCUACAGACGCUGGAACAUCCGUCGCCGAGCGACGUCGUCGGCAGCUUGAGUCGUGUCAGUCCCGCUUCCGCGUCCUUUCCGCAAAGGGACGACCUGGACGACGAGAACGGGGAGGAGCGUCUGCACCGGACACGGAGUCCGUCGACGGGCGACGAAGGACACGACGAUCUGGGCGAGCAGGACGACUGCCCGGAGGCGGAUGGCGAAGGGGAAUCCACAAACUCGACGAGUCUUCACGUCGGUAGCGGCGGUGGCACAGGGAAUAGCGGAGGUGGUGGAGGCGGUGGUGGCGGUGGGCAGAACAGCGUGCAGGUUGGCGUAGAUGGUCGCGACUCCAGCAGCAUGAAACGAAAAAAGAAGACGCGAACUGUGUUCUCGCGGUCGCAGGUGUUUCAAUUAGAAAGCACGUUCGACCUGAAACGCUACCUUUCGUCUUCUGAACGCGCCGGUCUCGCUGCAACGUUACGGCUGACCGAGACUCAGGUGAAGAUCUGGUUCCAGAAUCGUCGUAACAAGUGGAAAAGACAACUCGCUGCCGAAUUGGAGGCAGCAAACAUGGCGCACGCGGCGCAGAGACUAGUCAGGGUGCCGAUACUGUAUCACGAGGCGUCCGCCGGAAGCGGAACGUCCGGCAGUGUCUCGGUGUCGGUCGCUGCGCCGCCGGCCGCCGCUGCGCCAGCGUCGGUCGCCACGUCGGCGCUCUCCCACUCGGUCGGCGUAGGAGUCGGCGUCGGUGUCGGCGUCGGCACCUCCUGCCCCCCUACCACCGCCCAGCCGAUCUUCUACUCCCAUCACCAUCAGCACCACCAUCAUCACCCGGCUCACGUGCAGGCGCACACUCUCCUGCCCCACCAGGUACACCCACAACCGCCGCCACCCCCGCCGCCACCGCCUAACGGCCAACCACCCCAAUCCUCCUCGCAAUAACACCGUCCGGCUCACGAGACCGUCGGCCCGCUGCAACCAACCACCGCCGACACCGCGGUCUCCCUCUCGCGACUCGCCUCGAUCGCCUUGUCCGGAUAAACGUUUUCUUCUGCCGUUUCGGUCAUCUUGGAUCGUCGAUCGUGCGAGCUUGAUCGAGCCAGGUAGAGUUUCUUCUUUUCAACGUUUCCUUUUUCGUCAAUUAUGAUUUUUCAGUAUUCUGGGGUUAGUCUUGUUUUAAAAGUUUACUGGAAGUCGGUAGAUUAGAGAAUAUCUGUGAUUCGAUAUUUUAUCACGAUCAGAUCUUACCGACGAGAGGAGGAACUUGACAAAAUUUUAUCAUAUAUUUUCUAUCAUCUUUGUUUCUCCUGAUUCGGUUUAAAAUAUUUAAUCACAAUUACGUAACACUCUAUACGAUAUAACUUUACUUAGAAGAAAAAGACACGAGGAACUUCAAAUAUUACAACGUAUCUUAAAAAAUGAAAAAACGCUACAUGGGAAAUUGUAACUGAGAAAAACAGUUAUUUGAACGAUACAAAAGAGUAUCACUCGGAUCUUUAGAAAAGGAAGGAACAAAACGAUCACCGAGAGUUAAUGCAAAAUGAUGGAAUUUAAAGUAAAAUAAUUCGCCAACAAGAUAACCGGACGAUUUUAAAGAAACAGAGAGAGGUUUAACCAAAACACAAUCUGGCUUGUUCAAGCUAUCCGAAAGCUUUCCAACAUCGCUGGAAUCGCGGGUUUGGCUCGUUAAAUUCCGGCACGAUCGAUGGCUCUCGAGUCUCCGUUUCAGCAACGAAACGAUCUCGUUUUAUCGCGCCACGUCUUUCAAUUGCACGUUCCAAGCCCGUGUACUAGCAUCCGCGUUCCGUUCCAAGCGACGAUGCAUCGAAACGCAAGAGAACAGGAUCGUCACGGUGUCGGAGGUUGGAUUUUUCGCCGCGGUUCAACGCGACUGGCGACUUCCGGCAAGUCGAACAAUUGUAAUAUAAGUAUGUAUCUAGUCUGUCAACUUAUCGAUAAGAAACUGCUCGUGGAACGAUUAUUAAGAAUAUUUUGUCGAUGAGCGCAGGACAAACACAGUUCUGUCCUUCCCUCUGUUUCUAUAGCCGUCUGGCUCACUUUAUGUCUUUCUAUCGUUUCGUUUAUACGCUUUUCUAAAUACGUGACACGAAACUUGUUUCUACCGUUGACACAAAUUUUAAUUUCUUUCUUUUCCUUAGUCUUCUUUCUAAUCGGGAACGUUGCAAACACGAAACGAGGAAUCUCAAAGAAAAAUGUAAAUGUAACCGCUAUGAGAUUGUAACUAAUUGUUAGAUACACCGUAAGACACAGGCAGGGUUCCUACGACAUCAUUCUACCUGUUGUGAUAAGUAUUUAAACGAUUAAUUUUAUUAAACGAACGGUAUAGUUACGAAAUACCGACUCUCUCCUCUCCUUCACAUUGUAUAUCUCUCCACCUAAUCUAUAGACGUCAAUUAAGGAAAAUGAAAAGCAAAGCACACCGCUUGUCGCGUCGUGUUUUAUACGGACGUUUGUGAUCUGAGAUUCACGCAGACUAUUGUACAGCUGAUCGUUUCAUAAUCGCUAAUAAUGAUCGUUGAACCAUAACGCAACAGUCCACGUCGUUCAACAUCCCAUCUCUCACGCAUCAUCGUCCUUUUCCACACGUGUUUUUGUCCUGAAUCUUACAAAUAUUGAGUUGCAUUAAAAAAUAAUCAAAUUUCAAGGAUAGAAAAAAUCAGCCAUCCAUCGUUCAACGCUUCGGGCGAAAAUCGACGAUACUUCGGAUGUACCAACAAAGAUGAAAAGCUAGAAAAAUAUCGAACGAUCAACGAAAUAUCUUCGAAUAAGACCGCGAAUAUUCAUGAUCCCGUGGACGACUUAACACACCGUGGAACAUGUCGCUUCUCGACAAAGUCAACUGAUGUUUUCCCACUAGAACGCCUAUGUAAUCGAGUCGUCGUGAAGUGGAAAGUGCUCGAUAGACCCUCGUCGAUUGUCACCACCGUACCCAGUUCGUAUUGUACUCUGUGUUCCAUCGUUUAAUCGUUUCCUGCGUUCUUAUUGAACAUUCUGAAAUGCGUUGAUUUCGAAUUUCCUGAAAGCCAGAAGUAGCUGUGAAAUGCGCGACUUCGUUCAGUGAGACUGUUCCCGGAGUGGAGAUCAGAAAGUUUCGAAGGCUACAGACGAGAAAAAAGUUUCAUGGUUACGCUUUUACUAGACGUAAUUUUAUUUCCUUCUCGUGUUUGGAAACAUAAAAAUUCCAACUGGGAUCGUGAAUUUAAUUUCAAGUUACACAUAUCCCGAUGCAAAAGUAAUCCCGACGAAUAUGUAUAGCCACUAAAAAAUACCACAAUGGAAACGGGAAUAUGAAAGAGGGUUAACCAGACAUCCCUCAGAUAUUCCCAACAAUUCCUCCCGAUCAAUGUCUCCACCCCGCAAUCGUCUCCAAAGACAGAUAAACCCAGACCGUUCGCGCAAACACGAUCAAAGAGUAUAGAGGGGCGGAACAGGGCGGUUUCGCGAGGAUAUCCGGUGAACGGGCGACACAGUUUUAGCGCUGUGUAGAAUGGCGAUGCUGUGUCAGGUGGUUCACAAGCACGUUCAGCCGAUUCAUCGUCGCUUUCGAGGAGAAAACGUCGAGGCGCCAUUGGUGGAUGUCGACCACGAGGGAGCAGGAACGACAAUGCGUCCGUACCGCCGUGUUUCUCUGCAUCUGCACACGCCGCACAGCAUCCAGAGUAAGUACGCGCACGUAAGUACGUGCACUUCAAUCAUCGUUCUCACAGGCCGUCGCGCGCCAUCGCGCCUUCGCCUCUUUUUCGCCUCUGAUCUCUCUUUCUCCGCGAGAACCUUUCAUCCACCGAACGAUUACAUCCUCCACCUCCAACCUCCCCCAACCUCCCAAACGGCCUCCGUGUCCCUCGUUUUAGUUUUAUUCCGCUUGCACACGUUGCCCUUUUCUCUGCUCCGCGCCCUCUUUACCCGACGUUUACCGUUUUCCUUUCUGCGAUACCCGGUGUCCUUUCGCGCCUCAAGCCGACUAGGGACUCGAUUAUAUCGAGGCUACUGUCUGCGUAUCUCGAUCUGCAUCCUUGCGAUUCCUGUCUCCAACCUCCCCUUUCGACCAGCAUCCUCCCGAAGAUGUGUUCCACGAAUGAUAAAUCGUUUUACAAGUAGAUCGCCGAUGUUUAUGCAUUUGUAGGAAGUUUAAAGGUGGGCAAAUCUUGCGUAUAGAAUGUCGAAAGUAUAAUACUCGUUAUAGUAUUCAGUGGGUAAAACAUUUUUAUAUGUAAGUUAUACGUUUUUAAUUUAUAUUCGUAGAAAUACGAAUUUGCAUAAAUAUCGGCGAUCUAUUCAUAUGAUUUUCACGAGGGUAUCGGUUCGAUAGAUAAAUUAGUUAGGAGCAACACGUUGAGUGGAAGGAAGGACUCGAUCGUAUCGAGAUGUCCGAAUUCGCAGGUUUGUCUGCGGUCUCGUUUGAGUUUCCACUACCAAGCUGUUUGGUAAGUGUCCUUUCGACGUGUUCAACUAUCUCUAUGAGAAUUGGGCGAUAUAGCGAAACGGUUGUUUGGCCAAUUCUCGGAGAAGUUCCUUGGAUGGACGUUGAAGCUUGGAUCGUACAUGUAGUAUAAUUUAAGCUCGACGAAUUCUGAUACUCUUUUUUAGUUUUAUCGACUUAAGAAUCUAUAAGCAGAAUUUUAUUUUGAAAGAGAAGAUUGUAGCGGACUACGUCUGUUUGGUACGCAAAUGCAUCGGAAAAAUGGUCGUUUAGAGAAACAUCGAUGGAAGCACGUUGAAGAAUUCGAGCGAAUGGUAUUCGUGACGCAACGACGUCGAAGAUAUUAGCUCCACAUGGCCGAGAACCGUCGCCGAUGGAUUAAACGCGGUUCGAUUGAUUAAACACGAUUUAUAUUGGCGUUAAUAAGCGAUGGCAUUGAAUAUUUAAAGCGACUCAUUAACUCGGUAAUUGCGAUGAAACGGCGUAGCCCGCGAAGAGCGUUGAUCGAUCGAUUUCAAUUUCGUUCCUUUUUGUUCCGUCGUUACCUUCGUUGCGGAACAACGUUUCCCUAUCGCUAACAAACCGAUCGGAAAAUUCAGCCGUUCGUCGAUAUCGCUUCUGGAGUUCGGAUGAAAAAAAGAAGAGGGAAAAAGCUGGACGAGGAGGAGGAGGAGUCGGACUCGGAAAAAAAACUAUUUCUUCCCAUCGGAUGCUGCGUCGUCAAAUGACAGGAAAUUUUUUUCGAUUUAAUGAGACUGCUUUAACAUCGGAAUCGUAACCUCGACGGAAUACUCGUCGUGAACGAGUCGAAAUAAAUUUGUAUAAAUAUAUAAAUAAUGGGAAUUGGUGUAUUCGAAAUUCAAGAAACUAGAGAUACUUCCUCCGAAAUAAUUUUACUACCACUCUCUCUGUGUAUUAAAAAAAGAGUUGUAAAAUUCUCGAUUUUUUUAACAAAAACAUCGCGAUACCCGAUAUAUGUUUCGCAAACUAGCUGCCUGUUAAACAACACGUUGCUUCUACUCUUUCACCACUAAGCUUUCUAUGGUCGUUUUAAAAUCGAGCACAUGGAUCUUCGCACCUUUCGAAAAUCCUCUCCGUCCUAUCAAUUAACCCCCCACCCCUGAUACUUUUGAAUCGAGCUAGCCCAGGAUUCAAAAAAAAUUGUAUUAGGAUCCUGUUUGUCCCUGGGAUCGAAAAUUCACCAGCUCAUUGUCGGCUGCAAUCUAGAGUCGAAUUGCAACCUUCCCCUCUCCCAAUACUUCUAUGCGCCCCGUCCUGGGGUAAUUUAACACGUAAGGGGAUGACGACGGUCUCGAAGCCCGUGUCCUACAGGGUCUCGUAUAAGUGACGAUCGUGUUACACCGGCAAACUCACGAAAUCUUUCGAAGAAUCUAUUCUUCGACCACCCUCCCAAUGAUUGGUCUCAUUACUUCUGCCCUGAUACCCAGACCUUUUUCGAAUUUUUCAAUGGGGACAUGGUGGUAGAAGGUGGAAGUUAUUACCAUAGGCGUGAUGAAAUUUUUUUUCUGACGAUAUUUGUUUUUGAAAUUAUUUUUCUGUACAAUGUUUCUUUGCUUCGAUAACACGUUAUACGAUGCAACGUAAAAAUCAUAACGAUGAUGUAAGUCGGUUCAUCGCUCGUUAGAGUUUAGGUUUAAGUUCUAUACGUUAUCUUAAAUUGGAUGUAGCCGUGACGGCAUUCGAAGAAUUCCAGACAAAUUAGCGCGAGUGGACCAAAGCUGGUCUUGGGAACGAAAUAAUCUACGAUUCACCGACGAAUUACAGAAUCUGUGCAGAACAGCACCGAAUAGGAUUGCGCGAUUGGACGAUGGGAUAAAUCCCACGAAACCAUCGAAUAUUUCGUGGAUAUAUACCAUUACCGAUUUCAGGCUCCCCUAACCGCCAGUUAUCCGUCUAAAAUCCAUCCUGUCGCUGUCCGCCGACAAAUCUCGUGAUCGAUUCGAGUGUGCCAUCAAAACAUCAAGCAAAACUCAUUCCUCGGGAGAAUACCAGAGUUUCCAGAACCAUGGGGGUCCUAUAGACCACCUGCGGUAUUACACCCACUUUUGUCUUUGUCACUGUGAUCGAGAGACCAGAGCAGAACAAAAAAUCAGUAAUUCCUAAUGGACGAGCGGACAAGGGAUCGCGACGACGACGACGACGACGACGACGACGACGACAAUGGUCGUUAGUAAAUUAAACGCGGUCCUUGAUGAUCAACGGUGGAAAUCGCGUGAUCCAACGUCUGUUUAAGCACACGCAGCGGUCGAACGUCCACGCCAGUGCGCGUAAUUCACGUGAUUCGCGAUGAAACACAAUCGAUAACGCGGCUUAAUUGCUGUAGCCGUAAAAGGAGGCUCAUUUGUAUAAAGCUUCAUCGUCCGGCUAAUCGAGUUAAUUAUCAGGCUGAUAAUGCGCGGACGACUUCGCAACAGCUGUGUUGGAUAGAAAAACAGGGAAAAAAGGGGCAGGACGCACAGAUGACGCCUGAAUCCUGCGUCUCCUUCCUUGCGCCCCGCGCUUUCUGCUUCGCCGUACGAGCAACACGGCCAAUUUAUAGCGGCCAUUAUCGCGGACGCGAUCCUUCCGUGACUAUUAUUACCUGCCUCCGCAGCAGCUCGACAAUUACUCUAAUGGAAUAAUUUUUUGGAAAAUCUAUCGAGACCUUCCAGCAUGGAAUGGUUACAGCGGCCACACCCUUUGCACGUCACUCCAAUUGGAACCUCGUUUAGUCACAAAGCAACGAAACAAGUUCUUUAUUUGAUGAUUUGAAAGUGGGUGACGUGGAUGAUAUAAAAGUAAAGAAACUUGAGGAGAGGUGUAAUAGCGAAAAGUUGAUUCUAAGGUUCUGAUCGUAUCGAACAUUCUGUACCAGAAUAGAUUUGUACAUAGGAUAACUGCAGAUCUACACGCGUGCUUUGUGGGUUUAAACAAGCGUUGGUUGGAAGCACCGUUUAAUUUUAAACGGAAUACUCUGCUUCACUGACGAGAUAGUAACCAACGAAAUCGGUCGAUUUUUAUUCCAAAACUCAGACACCGAAAGUCGAAUCCCGCAGAAAGAUUGACGCGUUCGCGAGACUGCCACCAAAAGAGACGAGAGGGGUGAAAGGGGGGCUUAGCUUAUAGACCGCGCUGCCAGAUCGAAUUGCUUUUUACAGCGGACGGUCGCGAGAUAUCGAAAGCGUGGUCGUGUGUAUACUCGUACACGUUUGUUGUACACGCAUGCAUGAGAAGACGUUCGUUGCGUGUACGGAUUCGCGUGGAUAUGUGUGCGCCAGCACGCACAGUGCACAGAUACACGUAUGAACAUGGGAGGCACAUGAUGCGUGUGGGGCGCGGCGCACAGGCAUAAAAGAGCAAGCGAAAAAGGGAGCCUCUUUUUAAUCUAGCGACGAUUCGCAACCCCCUGCUUCUUUCAUAGUUACGUGCUUAGUGCUUAUACCCAUUGACUCCCUCUCUUUACUCUGUUGCCUGAGCUGUCUGUCAUCGUCCCUCUUUAUACGCUUUGUCGUCGUGUCAGAGCGGCUCUCUUCUGUGUGACCGAGGGCCCGGACCAGUAGUAUCACUCAGACUUUCUACUCCGCGACCAACCGCGAUUCUAUUACUUGCCGUUUCUACUUACUCGAUUUGACGUACCUGAAUAGUUUUAUAAGUUGUGUUUACAAAUUUUUGACACCUUCAAAUCUUGGAGCGUUCGAAUUUAUAAAUUUGCAAAUUCUCGACUCUUCGAAUUGUCAGAGUUUCAGAAAUAUUCAAAUUGCAGAAUUCAUCUAGCAUUUUACACGAAACAACCAUUUUCUCCAUUUCCCAAGUACCAUUUCUCCCUACAAAUUGGCAUAUUUUACAACGCUGUUCGCAGAAUAACGUUUUAGACCAAUUGCAGCGCAAAUGUUUGCUGGCUCCGGUGUAUUCCUCGGGCGUGUCGUCGCGAGACCGAGGUUAAAUCGGCCGAGACCAUUGUUCGAAAUAACACGCGGCUCGCUUUCUGUUCCUUUCUCCGAAAAGUGCAUCGCUCUUCGUUCACCGGUUUUUCGCUUGCAUACACACUACGGCGUGCACGAUGAGCACGAGCCUGUACCAGGCCGCAUAUGUUGAACAUGUACAAUACCUCGUGAUCGUAUUACCAUUCACGAUAAACCGACGACCAGAGACUAAUGCCGAAAGCGGCAGUAAUCAACCCUUUUGACGAAAUUUCAAUCGGCAUACUUGCGGUUUCACCCGAUAGCGCUAAAUAUCGCCGCUUUGUUUUAUUCAUAUUCGGUUAAUUAAAUCGCGUGGAGGAUCGUUCGCAACGAUCUACAAAUUUUUAGAUUUGCCAGGUGAAAUGAAAUUUUUCUAUUUCAAGAAAAUUUAGUUCGUUGUCGGAAAUUUGUAAUUUCUCACUUUGAACGCUAUACGCCAGAAAACUGAUUUAAACUAUCGAUUCAAUAAACGAUGCAUUUUGAAGAA